AUGGAUUACCCUUAUCGAGGGAAUCAGCCGACUUUUUAUCUCCCAACUGAGCAACUGGCCAGUCAGCUCAUCAGGAAUCUCUGGCCUUCCGUCAUAUAUUUCGGCCACAUCCUCAAAUCCACCCCUUGUACUCGUACUUCCCUCGCCCCCCCCCCUCCUCCUCCAACCCUUGGUCGUCUGUCUGCUUUAAAGAUAUCGGCUACUCUUCCUACACCACAUGUUCGAAGUAGUUACUGUGACCGUUUCGCCUGGACAGGAGCCGAAAACAUGCCUUGA
Molecule: messenger RNA, 276 nt
Organism: Protopolystoma xenopodis
Lineage: Eukaryota; Metazoa; Platyhelminthes; Monogenea; Polystomatidea; Polystomatidae
Source: the annotation of a GenBank genome assembly